Priapulus caudatus is the source of this 404-nucleotide messenger RNA. RefSeq lists its product as uncharacterized. The record is from RefSeq and is a predicted model, not a curated record. NCBI's taxonomy places the organism in Eukaryota, Metazoa, Priapulida, Priapulimorpha, Priapulimorphida, Priapulidae.
GAAUCAUCUCUACUAGCCAUGGCUAGUGCCGCCCCCUGGAGGCUGCUUGCAGCAUUUGUCGCCGUGGCAACGCUGAUCGCUCCUGCAGAAUCUCAGUUCCGCUGGCAGGUGUGGGAUCGCUACGACGAGAUACAGAGCCGCAUUGACCUCGUCACGAUGCAGAACUGCCGCACCAGGCAGGCGGAGGAUCUGUUCCUGCCGAUGUCCACCGUGCCCGCGAUCCCGCACAUCACCGACGUUGACCCGAAGUACCCGAAUCGGACGAACCUCUACCACGUUCACAACACGGCGCUCAAUCGCGGCUUCUUCUAUUCGUUCAUUUACAAUCUGGAGCCGGACAACGCAGAGCCCGGGUUGCUCUACCAGUACAAGUCGCUGACGGCCGACAUAUUGGGAAACAAGUG